This is a messenger RNA of Caenorhabditis elegans, 6452 nucleotides long. It is a transcript of the gene pqn-65, whose product is annotated as Prion-like-(Q/N-rich)-domain-bearing protein. Lineage: Eukaryota; Metazoa; Nematoda; Chromadorea; Rhabditida; Rhabditidae. The transcript is spliced from 15 exons. The record is from RefSeq and is marked reviewed. The coding region runs from base 29 to 6325 and encodes 2098 amino acids.
UUUCAGUGGUCAUGAACCGAAUCUUAGAAUGAAUAACCAAGAAGACAGUUCAGUUGUUGCCGACGAAUCGGCUGAAGGAAGUCCUGAAAUCGGUUUGUCGCUUGAUCAACUAAAAGUCGAAGUUGAAGAUAGUAUGCCAUCGCCUCAGCUGAGAAAUAUGGAGGAGACACCUCCCCCGACAAGACGCUCAACCAGCAAAAUGGACGAUUUGAUUGGAGAUGUUAAGCCUCCUGGUCGAAUACGUGCUACAUCAUAUAGUUGCGAUAUCAAAAGAUCCGGACUGAUAAGUGCUCACUUUGCGUCGAACGACACUGUCUGUGUCUGGAAUGAUCAGACCGGGCAAUCCAUCGUUGUUGCAAGCAAUCAAUCAACAAGAGAUGCGCUCGCUUCAUUGUGUCAGAGAGAUUCAAAAGUGGAACGAAUGGAAACAGCUGCCAGAAUUUCAUGGAAGAAGUUGGAAGAUCGAACGGUUGAGGAAAAAACCACGCUGCGCCUUUAUCACGAAGAGUAUGCAAAUGCGAGGAUACAACAAAACCGAAAUCGAACUCAGUCUUUAUGUUCUCAACCAAAGCGAAGUUCUCGUCGUGUUCAGGGUUUUAUUGAUCCUACAAAUUUGACUGCAGAAGAAGCGCAAGCCAUGUUCUACACAUACUUAAACUAUACACAACAAGACUUCGGGAAAAUUGGCAAUUUGUUGCAUUCCGAGCACAAACAGCUCCAGCCUUUUCUCAACAAACUGCAUACCUCGAGUGUUCCGUUGCAUCGUCUCCCACGUCAAACGAUUUUUGUACAAAACUCUACAGUUAGGCUCGAGUAUUCUUCUUCUGAGUCUCCUUCAAAUAACAAUAAUUGUUGUGAUGCUCAAAAUGAUAGAGGGCACUUUGGAAUGUCUCGUUUUUUGGAAAAUAACACCAAUGAACAUAAUGCAACAGGGAUUUCUAGUUUCUUCUUAGAAAAAGAUAGUGCUCCUAAUCCUGAAGACUCAACACCAUCUGUUUUAAACCGGGAAGAUGCAUCUUGCACAACACAAAAAACGAGAAACAGUUUCGAAGAAUGCGUUGUUAAUCCUGCAUUAGUGCUGGCUGCAGUGAACAGAGUGUCGACACCUGCCACACCUGUCCAUAAUGACGUGGGUCCUCCAGUGGUCUUUUCAGAAACCGCGAACAAAGCUGUCGUCAGUAUUGAGGGAUCGAUGAAAAUUGAGCAAUGCCACGGACCAAGUAAUCCACAACAAUUGAACAAUCCAGAAACUACUCGCAAAUCGGUUCCAUCGCCUCUACAGAGAAGCAUGAGCACACCGGCAUCUGAAGCAACGGAUGAAGACCUCAUCGCGUUUUUGAGAGAACCAUUGGCAUUGGCCAGAGCCGCAGAGCAGGAAGCAUUGAGGAAGAAAGCUAUGGAACCGAAACUGAAACGGAAAUCUCGUGCUAAGAAUUCGGCUAAACGUCCUGUGCAAACUGAUGCUGUCGAGACUGUAAAAUUAGAGAAAAAGCCAGCUCAAUCGAAAUCAAAAAAGAACUCGCGGUCCAAAUCGACACCUUCUAGUUUUGCAAAUGAUUCCAGUUCUCUAGAACCUUUGGAACCAAUGAGACAACAUUUUGUGGAGGGUUCUGAAUUACAAAAACCAUCUCCGGAAUUGCAUCCGGGAACAGGGCAAUCAUCACUUCGGAAUUUUAUCCGACUUGAUAUGCCCCUAGGACAAGCACUUCAAGAAGUACCCUUAGGAGCAGUCGCAGGACAAUUACGUGUUCAAAAAGCUUUAUACGAGAAAAUGGACGGGAUGAAUGGAAUCGCACCGGAGUCAGCGUCAACAAGUGGUCAGACUUUUAUGCAAGAUCCGGCCCCACCGUUGCCGCCCAAGAAAGCAGCACCAAAGCGAAAGAAGCCGACAAAGGCUGAAAUCGAAGCUGCAGGAGGGAAUGUCUCGAGUGUUGAAAAACCGAAGAAACCGAGAGCUCCAUCAAAGAAAAAAGCACAGGGGACCGUUCAACAGGAGCACCAAAUGAUCUCAAUGACUUCAGCUCAUCAGGGACAAACUGAAUUCCAUCAACCAUCACAUCAAAGCACACAUCAACCACUUCCAUCUGUUGCUAACUUGCUUCCUCCUUUGACUGGAUAUCAGCAACAGCAGCAGCAGCAGCAGCGACCACCAUCACAACAGCAUCAUAACGGUGUUGUGAAUAACAACACCACCACGAAUGGAUACGGGUAUUCAGACGUUUCAGGAAACGGUGGCUCAUCGUCUUCUUCCUCAUCUGUUUACUCAUCGUAUAGCUAUUCUAUGCAACCAACAUCUGAUCCGCCUAAAAAGCAUCAGAGUCUUGCUUCAAUGCUCACCCCAAUCACAUUUGGCUCAUCUCAGCCGGAGGCCACAAAUACUGGCUCCAGCCAAAUCUACACUGACAAGAAUCAGUAUCAUCUGUAUAAUGAUAACAAUACUUAUCCUCACCAGCCAGCGAUGUAUUCCAAUCAAACAUCAUCGAAUGGUUAUUAUGGGGGAUAUGAAGACGUUUCCAACAAUCAAUUUCAACAGCCAGAUUAUCCACCACUUUCUGUUGAAAGUCAAGUUUCAUGCCACUCGCAAGAAUCUAAUAUUACUUAUCACUCCAGUAUGCCAGUUACCCCGAUCUCUCAACAAGCAAACAAUGGGUCGCUUUACAAUCCAAUGCCGGUCACCAAAGACAACCGAUUCUCUAAUAGCAGCAGUCAUAUUCAGCAGGAUCAUGAGGAUCUCUCUGUUGAACAAUUUGCACAGAAAUAUGCAUUCCCAUCGGACAAUUUUUUUGAGAUGCAAAAUUCUCGCGAUUCGCAAGAAACGAACUCGGCUCCCUUGUCAAUGGCACGUGCAAGUAAUGCAAGCCCAUUUGAUGAAUUGGGGAUCUACUUGGACUCUGGGCCAUCAACUAGCCACACACAGGACGACCCAUUUGCUGAUAUUGAGUUGUCUGAUCCACCAUUAAGUAUCACACCGCAAGUUGCUCAAGAGCCGGUUCAAACGACUAUCAUGUCAAAUCGUGUCAUAAAGACUCCAUCGAGUGAAACACAUCCGCAAAGCUAUGCAAAUGUGCAAUACGUGCCCAUGAAUCCAAGCCUACCAGUAUCUUCCCAUUCCGAGUCACAGGUCAGAUCUACCAAGAAGCUACCAUCAAACUUCAAAGAAGAUGAUAUUCGUCAUUCCACUUGCCCGGACAAUUGCAACAAAUGCGUCAGCGAGAAGUCAAAUGCAGACAUAUCAAUGCAACCAUCACCAGCAUCUACGAUUGUUACUGUACCACAAUCGCAAAGGAUGGAUCAGCAUUUGGAGCAACAAAGAGGCGUGGAGCAGUUAGCUGCAACUGACGAUGAGCAAAUUUGUUACGUGAAGUACUUGCCACACGAAAUUUCGCAUACCAAUCUUGGACGUCCUCGUCAACAGUCGAAACCCAGUGGUGUUGGUGUUAACGGUACCAGCCACGGAUUGACUAAUCAAGGACCACCGCCUUUGCCACCUCCAAAGAGGUCACGAGCAAAGCCCAAGAAGAAAAAUGCGUUUGAGCAGGACAUGAAUGCCAGCAGUUCAGGUCAUGCCUAUCAAAUGCAAAAUUCUCCGGAAGUUUCCAUUGGCAAGUUGCUCAAACAGCAACAUUUGAAUCGUCCCAACCAGUUCAACAAUAUUUCUGGACAAUCUCAAAUUGACCUCGCAACAUUGCAACAGUCUGUAAUGCUGUCGCCUAAGCUGCAGAGAUACUCGGAGCCUCAGACAAUGCAAAAGUUCAGUCACCAUCAGAAAGAAGCACAAGUGCAUGAGAAAAAGAAUCAUAUGCAGCAAGGUUCAGCAAAACAAGAGCCAAUCCAACAUCGGCAAGUAAAUUUGCAACAAGUUCCAACUCAACAAAGUUCGGGCCCUGCACAUCAAUCCACCAUCCAUUAUGCUCCGAUGAAGCAGCAAAUCAAAUUGACCUCAUUGCAAUCUAACAAAACGUCACAGGAGCAUCAGUCUACAACUCUGCAAGCACCAGUUGAAGAAGCACCAUCUGACCAGUUCCCGGAAAACUUCUUGGAGCAGCCUGAUUCUCCAGACAAGGUCACUGAAGUCAUUAACAACGUGGUUGCAUCGGUAUUGAGUUCUCCAGAUGAGUUUAGAGGCCAAAAACAGUUUACCAAAACUGAAAAGCAUCUUCUUGAUGGGACAAGUAAACCUACUCCGAAAAAGCAAUCUCACGUGGAUAGAAGAAGUCGAGGAUCCUUUGUACAUUACGUUCAAGGAAAGCAACAGAUGAUUUCUCAGCAACAAAAUAGAAAUGCCUAUCAGGUGCAACAACAACAACAACCGAAUGCAAGUUCGCUGUCAACGAUGAACGAGCAGUAUGAGGUUGUCUUGGACAAUACCAAUCUUCAAAAUCCGAUGAGCGAACAGCAAGUGCAGAUGAAUUACCAAACAUCGAUUGUUCAACAAACUUCUGUAGAACAGCAGGGACCGUUGCAACUUCAAAAUCAGAUCCAAGUGACCAAUCAGCAGACCCACCGAGUUCAAUACCAACAUCAUCCCGUCCAACACAAUCAGCGGAAUGGGCCCACCAAGGCAGCACCACGGAAGAGAACUCCAAAACCGGCGCCAGUUCAGUCAAGAUCAGUUGCUCUGCACGAGAGGGCUCAGAUGAUUGUUGAUUUUGCGAAAACCCAGCCAGCGGACCAAGAAGACCAGACGGUUCAACUGCAAGAUCAUGAACAUCAGUAUAAUAGCCAGCAACAGCCGGAGUACCAGCAUCAGCCACUGGUUCAAAUGCAAGAACAAUCGAAUGAGCAGCAGUCUCAGGUUUUUCAACACCAACACCAACACCAAGCCCAGCAAGAGCUAGCUGAGAAUCAAGGUUCUAUGGGAAUGGCGACACAACAACAGCAAUGUCGUCAAAGUCAGCUUCAGCAGCAAUUGCAGCAACCACCUCAGCAGCAGAUGCAAAUUCAACAGCAGUAUCAGAACGUUGGACCAUCGCAUAUCCAGCGGCAAAAUGUGGCUCCACAGAGAGUUCAACAACAGCCGAUGCAAUAUGCUCAACAGCAACAGCAGCCAAUGAUGCAAAUGGCACAACAACGUUCGAUGCAAGAACAGUAUGUUCAACAAGGGCAGGUGCAGAGAACUGGGGCAACUCACACUGUGCUUAUGACUUCUCCUCCGAUGAAUCAUCACGAGUCUCAAGCAAAUGUGCUGAGAGUUGCUCCAAAGCAGACAAUUGUGAAGUCUGCUGAUCCUAAACCAGAAGAUGAAGCGAAGAUUUUGAAGAUUCUCAAGGACAAACUUGCCUCGGACGACGGACAAAAUGCACCUAAGAUGAGUCCGGUGCUCCGUGUCAAGCACAUUCGCGAGACGAUCAAUAUCAUAGCGGCGUUGCCAUCUUUGACGAUUGAAGAGUUGUUUGAUAAAGCAGACACACCACCACCAGAUGAGUAUAUGGAGGAGUAUAUGGACUUCUAUGACAAGAUAACACAUUUGAUGAAGGAUGAGCCAUGUGUGCCAGAAAUCAAUGUGGAAGAUGUACUUUCCACUCCACUUUUGGAACCUGCACUCCACGGUCGAUUCCGCAAACGUCUCAUUGCAAUUCGUGAAGGAAGAACUACAGUGACUACCUUCAAGAAAAGAAAGACUGCAUCCGGCCCGGAAGGUGAUGCCAAGAAGAGAAAGCCAACUAACAAUCACACUAACGGAAUGCACACACCUGACGCUUCUCCUGCACAAGGUACAUCUUCGGGACAGUCGUCGUCAAGCGGAAUGCAAUCUCAAUCACUUUCCAUCACAACUGGAAUGAGCUCAUCAAGCUCAUCGCCACCAGCUAGUGAUUUUGAUAUUUCAACUCAUCUCAUCACACCACCACAAGAACACUCAUCUCCACUCACCACUCCACCGAUCAUCAAUCAUGAAUAUGUUCAACAAGUAUCUAGCCCAGUUGACAUAUUCUCUCAACCAUCAACGUCUGAACCUGGCCCAUCUUCCAGACCAAUUCGAACAGGUGUACACCAUAGGGAAGAAGCCUUGAAUGAGGACGACAACGGCUCGCCAAUUCUGUAUGAUGACCCAAUUAUGGGAUAUGUUGGAACAAAUAGAUUUGUUAGUCUGGAUAUGGAUGAUAUGAUUGAUGAUGUGAUGAAGAGUGAUGAUACGGAAGAAAUGCUUGUUCACAAUCUUCAACGAAGCAUUUUUGAUGUGGGUAAAAGUUUCGAAGAUGACGAUGAAGAUGAUACUAAUGUGAUUAAACUUGAUACUAAUACUGAUAAUCACCGCCCAGCCACCCCCAGCGUAGGAAUACUCGACGAUCUCAAUAGUGUGUUAUUUGACCCGAUAAUGAUGUGAUUAAUUUUAAUAGUAAGAGUAAAUAUGGUGUUACAGCGGUGGAUUCAUCGUUUUGUAUAUUGCUUUACCAUAUCCCCCAUUGGAGUUUUAAUUGUAUACUCUACAUAAAGAUUUGUUUUAUCCAAAA